GGAAAAGAAGAAGACAGAGGAAAUCAACGCUUCAUUCAAGUGCCGAAGAGCCACUCAUCCAAGAUCUUCGGCCGCUGAUUUUUGCGAGUGCAGCAUUAGCUAAUCUAUUGCGGUGUCCGUCCGUCUAUCUAUGUGGCUGUUCAUUGCGUGCUGCCUGGCCCAUUUUUGUUGCCUCUGGCAGCAUGCUUUUGCCAUCUCUCCAUCAUGGCGAUCUGGCAGGCGAGCCGAGGCAAGGAGGAGAUCCCAGUCAACCCUCCUGCAGCCGGCCUUCUUGCUGCAGCUGCCCAGUAGCCAUGGACCGCUGCAGCUGCACAUGCUGCAAAGAGGGAGGAUGCGACCUGCCGUCCAUGAGAGGGCGCUGUUGGCUUUUGAGAGGCGUCGGCUGGGGAGGCCGGCUGGUUUUGGUGGCGAUGAUCGUUCUUCUCUUCUGCGGCUCGGGGCUGCGGGCGCGACUGCAGAGAAGCAGAGUGUCAAAAUGGGAGAGGUGAGUGAGGAGGUGGCAAGACAUGCACACCACACAUGCAUACACACACCAGCUGCCUCACUGCGGAGGGGUGUGUGUGUGUGCAGGUGUACGAGGGUUCCAUCCAGGGCGUCUUCUCCACGUAUGCCUUUGUGAGGUUACCUGACGGCCGGGAGGGGUGGCUCCCGGCGACGGAGGUCAGAGCGGAAGAGAGUGACAUGAUCGACCUCACAUCCGUGCUGCACGACGGCAUGAAGCUCCCCGUCUAUGUCAUGGGGGAAGACGACUCCUCAGGCAGGUGGCGGGUCUCACUCAGACGGGCGGCCGACCAGCUCAGAAAGAAAGAAGAACAAGACGACGAGAGCGACGGCACCGACACCCCGGCCUUCGCGACCUCCUCUGUCGCCCCCCCACGUCAAUCGUCGUCUGCGAAUGUCAAUGGCAGCCCCGCCCCGACUGUGUCUGGCGGUCCCUCCGCCUCUGGUGCGCGCGGCAGGUGGUCGGCGGCGUCGGCAGCAGCGAUGACGCCCGAGUCUGUUGGUCUGGCGAGUGAAGUGGACGCCACUGUAGCCAGUGUUUUCCCCAGACAUACCCUGCUCAAAUUCGACCAAGCGUAAGGGAGGGAGGGCCGGGUGGGGUAGUCAGGGAAUGGAUGGAUGGAUGGUGUGUCUUGUGGCUUGCUGUGUCCGCGCUAUGAUAGGCCUGAUGUGGUGGGUUUUCUGCCUGCGGUUGACUUUACGGCGCAAUACGUCAAGGACAUGAGAGACGUGGGUGUUGGUUGACACCGUCACAGGGGCAUGAUUUGACAGAGGACAAGACACAUCCACACACAUCUCGUGUGUGUUUGGUGCUGUCUGUCAUGUCAGCAUCUGAAGGAGGGGAAGCCCCUGCGCGUGGCUGUGAUCAAUGUCGGCUACUACAACGGCAAACUACAGGCCAAAUGCUCAACGAAGUGAGUGAGCCUAAAGCCCCGUCCCGCCCCACCACACGAGACCACACCACACAACAGACGACUCCCUCUUUCCUCACUGACUCAUCCAUCCAUCCAUCCAUGCAUCGAUUUGUCAGGCUUCUGGACCUUAACAGAAACGGCGAGGUGCAGUCCAGCCCCCCCACUCCCAGAAGAGCGUCUCUGCUCCCGGUUGUGUCUGAGGGACCCUCACGCCCCUCAGUGCUGCCCACCGUCUCUGACGGCCCGCCACCACGCCCAUCACCACAGCCUUCAUCGGCUGCAGCGUCAUCCCCACCACGAACAGGCCCAGUGGUGAGCAGCGGCCCGUCGAGGGAGACGAGGCUGCCACAACGCGCACCGCCAUCUGGGCCGUCAGAGGCGUCGGCAGCGGAUGUGGAGGCCGGCAAGGUGUAUGUGGGAGAGGUCAAGUCGCACCCGAUGCCUCAGCUGGCGCUCAUUACGCUAGAGAACGGGGCUUUUGUUUCUCUACACGCAUCGGAGGUCAGUCAGUUGUCAGUGCCGCCUCUUUCUCUACUGUGAUGGAUGGAUGGAUUGAUGAAUGGAUGGAUCCGGAUGUGCACAUCAAUCAGGUGGGGUAUCGGUACGUGAGUGACAUCGCCGCUGAGCUGCCUGUGGGCGAGAAGGUGCUGCUCGUGCUCAGAGAGAUAGUCGAGGUCAGCGAACACAUAAGACCCCACACAGUGACAUGACACUGACACGGCUGCUCUCAACUUUCGAUGCAUGUAUGUAUGCGUGUGUUGCGACCGUUUCCAGGAUCGUCGCGGGCGGCCUCAGAUCCGGAUGACCAUGAAGAGAAACGAAGACGCCCCCAUGCCACACAGAGGAGACGUACGUCAACCACAGCCAAGCAGACAAGCCCUACCUUCUUCUGUGUGGCUUUGGUUUGUGAUCUUGUCCAUUCAGGAGUUUGAGGGCCGUGUGUCGCGCACAGCCAAGGACUACGUCUUUGUCAAGAUGCCCAACGGCAUGGUAAUACUAGACCAGUCACGCUGACCACGCAAAGCGCUGCCUCCAUCCAUUGGAUAUUGUGUGUGUGUGUGUGUGUGUGUGCAGGAUGGUCUCCUUCACCGCCGUAACGUCCCGGUCUUGCGUAACAAGAGGGAACCAAUGGUACGCCGUAGUACAGCCACUUGGCUGUCGAGUCGAUGCUUUUCCAAUGUGUGUGAGUGUGUGCGUCUUGUGCUGCCUGGCCUGCAGAGCGUGUUCUUUGACGUGUGUGACCCCGUCAAAGUCAAAGUCACCGAAGUCGAGCAAAACACCGUGAGCGAGAUCCCCUCCCUCCCACUGGCACACCACUUGCGCACCAUUCGCACCGCACACCCACCAUAUCCUCUCUCGUGUCAUGCCUCCACCAGGGUCGUGGGCCGCCCUUGAAGGUUUCUCUCGAGCUGCUCGACAUGCUUGGCGAAGAGGACAUGGAGAAAGCCGAAGAGAGAGAGGGCGGGGGAGCCGAGGGCAUGACAGCGGACGAGACAGAGGAGGGCGAGAUCGACUUGGCUGAUGUGGGUGAUGAUGUGGGGGCUGAUGUGGACCCGUGGGCUGAGCAGGCGGCCGUGACGGACAUGGGAGUGGGUAUGGGGGCGGCCACUGCAGUGGGGCUGGGGAAGAAGAAGGCCCUCAAGAAGACGGUGAGUUAGUUAGUCGGUCGGGCAAGAGAGCUGAGCUGGGCUGUGUGCGGAUGUGAUGUACCUCUGUGUCUGUCUGUGUACCUUUGUCCGUCAGGACGCCAAGAGGAACGACGACGCGAAAUACAAGAAGAAGCCGAAAAGGAGACUGGUACUGCAUUCAGCCAUGCGACGGAUACAUACACAUGCAUCCUCUAAUCUCCGUGUGAUGUCUGUCGAUGUCCGAUUAUCUGUCUGUCUGUCUGCAGAAGGACGACUACAGCAGCCACGACGACCUCGCCAACUUUGAGAACGAAGACGAGGAAGCCGAAAUGGUCCGCAAAAUGGAACGAAUCGCCGAAAAGAAACUCAAAAAGUAAGCUGCCCCUCCCCCUCCCCCUCCCCGUCCCCCACUCGCUCUCUCACCACACACAUGAUGAUGAUGAUGAUGUUGUCUGUCUGCAGGAUGCGCAAGGAGCGAGAAGAGCGAAUGCCCGAAGGCCAGAAGCCGGUGGUCAUCCCUCUGGGUCAGGUGCUGACGGUCGGACAGGUGGCCGACAAGCUCGACGUGGGGUCGGCGGCGGUGGUCAAGCACCUGAUGCUGCAGGAGGGCGUCAUGGCCAACGCCAUGGCACCGCUGCAAAGGGAUAUGGCCGUCAAGGUCGUUGAGGCCUUCGGGCGGGAGGUGGCUGAGACGGAUGAGGUCGAGGACGACGAGGCGCAGCUCUAUGACGAAGAAGAGGCCAGGGUGAGACCGACCGAUACACAUGGGGGGCGGGCGGACGGUUCCAAUCUGUCUGUGUGUGUGUGUGUGUGUGUGCAGUUACUAGAGGAGCUGCAGCAGAAGGAGGACGACCCCGCCUCCCUCAAGCCCCGCCCGCCCAUCAUCACCAUCAUGGGCCACGUCGACCACGGCAAGACCUCUCUCCUCGACGCCAUCCGAUCCACCACAGUGGCAGCCAAGGAGGCCGGCGGCAUCACCCAGCACAUCGGCGCCUACACCGUCAAGGGCCCCUCGGGCGACAGCCUCACCUUCAUCGACACCCCCGGGCACGCUGCCUUCUCGCAGAUGCGCAGCAGGGGCGCCAAUGUGACGGAUGUGGUGGUGCUGGUGGUGGCGGCUGACGACUCGGUCAUGGAGCAGACGAGGGAGUCGAUACGCAUGUGCCGGGCGGCGGGGGUGCCGGUUGUUGUCGCCAUCACCAAGAUCGACAAGCCAGAGGCGAACCCUGAUUCGGUCAUCGGCGACCUGGCCAGCGAAGAGAUCGUUGUCGAGGAUCUCGGGGGCGAUAUUCAAUGCGCCAGGUCGGUAGGGUACACACAUACACUCACUGUGCCCUGCCCUGUUCGUUCACCUGACUGGUGCGUGGUCUCUGUGUGUCGUCAGGGUGUCGGCAAUGACGAAGGAUGGCCUUGACGACUUGCUUGAGAAGCUGGCCUUCUCUGCAGAGAUCAUGGACCUCAAAGCCAACCCCGAUCGGCCAGCCUCGGGCACCGUCCUGGAAGCCUCCGUCGAGCAGGGCCUCGGCGUUGUCGCAACUACACUCAUACAACGAGGCACACUCAGGUAUCCUUGACGCCCCCCCACACCCACACCCUCACCGCCAUACACCCUUUUUUCGAGCUCCUUUUGUCAGGGUGGGCGACAUCGUUGUUGCUGGCGGUGCGUACGGCAAGAUCCGCGCCCUUCGGGACUGGCAGGGUCGGCCGAUCAAGGAGGCGGGCCCGUCGGAGCCGGUGCAGGUGGUUGGCAUCAACAGGGAGGUCCUGCCCUCUGCCGGCGACCCAUUGGAGGUGGUCGACACGGAGUUCCAGGCCAAGGCGCUCGCAGAGGUGCGGCGGAAGAUCACCUCGACGGCAGAGGGGGCCGGCAGGUUCGGCAGCCUGCUCUCGGAAACCGUUGCCACCAUUGCUGGGGUGAGUGAGCCAGGAGGGAGAGGAGGGUCUGUCUGUAUUCUUUGUGAGGUGUGCAUGUGCAUGGUGUGUGUCGCGUGGACGGAUGGAUGGCUGAUGGAUGGGAUGCAGGAGAAUGGCGAUUCCAAGGAGCUGACGGUUGUGGUCAAGGCGGACGUGCAGGGGUCGGCAGAGGCCGUGUCCAACUGGUGAGUGGAGUGGAUGUGAGUGGAUGGAGGACGGGCAAUGCACACACAGCACAGGACAGGACAGAUCCUUCUUCCAUCCAUCUGAGAAUUGGAUGUGUGUGGCUGUGCUGGUCGGUUCGGUUCAUUCAUUCAGUGUGGGUGGUCUGUUCAAGGAGGACCCCACUGGCAAGGCGACCGUCAAGGUCGUCCUGGCUGAGGCGGGACCAGUCACCAAAGUAGGCAGGGAGAGAUGCAUGGAAUGGACGCCAGCCAACACAGCACAGCACAGCACACAACAGACGCACUCGGGGUGUGUUGUGCGUAUGGGGUGGUGGCUGGCUGUUAUGUGUGCGCAGACUGACGUGGUGACGGCGUCUGUGGGGAGGGGUCUGAUCAUCGCCUUCAAUGUCGGCAUCAAUGAUGACGCUAAGGUCAGUCAGUCACCGAACGCACACAUGCGCCUGCCCAGACCGACAUCAUUGUCUCUCCCUCUCUCUCUCUCUCUAUGUGCGUCUGUGUGCAGAGGGCAGCUGCUGACCUCGGCCUUCCCCUCUUCCACUGUCGAAUAGUCUACGAAGGUGACCAUCAAUCACAUCACACAAAUCCAUGCACCAACAGAGAGAGAUUUUUCCAUUUCCAUGUAUGGCUGGCCCUUCUCUUGUGCAGCGAUCAAGGAGGUAGAGAGCAGGUUAGAGCGGAUCCUGAGCCCCACUCCCGAAGGCGAGUAUGCGGGCGCCGCAGAGGUCAAGCAGGUGUUCGUCGUCGGCAAGAAGGGCAAGGUCGCCGGCUGCAUCGUGACUGACGGCGUCAUGAAGAAGGGCGCUAACGUCAGGAUACUCAGGCCGAAACCGGGCGCAGGCAGCGAGAUCGUAUACAUGGUCAGCCCAGCCCACACGAGAGAGAGAGAGAGAGCGGCGCGAAAGAAAUCCAAUGGCCGCAUUUGCGUGUCCUUUGCGUGUGUGUGUGUGUGCAGGGUCGGUUGCGGUCUCUGCGUCACAUUAAGGAGGAGGUUGGCGAGAUGGAGUCAGGCCGCGAGUGCGGCAUGGCCUUCGACGACUUCGAAGACAUGCAGUCAGGAGACAUCAUUGAGUGCUAUGUCGACUCCAAGUCGGCAAUAAGACAGCUGACGUGAUGACUGACGUGUGUGAGGGUGUCAAUGUGGCUAUGUUGUGUUCGUAUGUGUCUGUGUGAGGACCCCCGCGCUCGUGUGUCAUCAGAUGAGCUUGUGAGUUGCCACACAGCUUUAUGUACGUGUGUGUCACUUGACAACGGCCUAAGGUUUGGCAGUCGAAUCGAUCGGCUGUGUCCUCU
Messenger RNA from Vitrella brassicaformis, 6432 nucleotides. The record is from the annotation of a GenBank genome assembly. Lineage: Eukaryota; Vitrellaceae.